Messenger RNA from Drosophila kikkawai, 494 nucleotides. It is a transcript of the gene UQCR-Q, whose product is annotated as Ubiquinol-cytochrome c reductase ubiquinone-binding protein. The record is from RefSeq and is a predicted model, not a curated record. Gene Ontology annotation, biological process: mitochondrial electron transport, ubiquinol to cytochrome c. NCBI's taxonomy places the organism in Eukaryota, Metazoa, Arthropoda, Insecta, Diptera, Drosophilidae.
ACUUUCAAAUUUGCCAAAGCCUAAAGUAGCCUGGUAACACCCUAUCCUAACCACAUACGGUCACACCGGUCAAGUCGACGACAAAAAUUUUUGCUGCACAAAAAAAAGUCGAAUUCCAAGCUUGAACCAUGCGUCUGUCCUCGAUUCUGAAUGGAGCCCACUUCGGCAAUCUGGCCAAGGUGCACGGCAUCGUUACCUACAAGCUGUCGCCCUUCGAGCAGCGUGCCUUUGCCGGAGCCAUCAGCAACGGUGUGCCCAACAUGAUCCGUCGCUUCCGCUCCAAUGUCUUUAUUGUGGCACCUCCCUUCAUCCUGGGAUACCUGAUCUACGAUCUGACCGAGCGCAAGCACCAUGCCCUGGCGCGCAAGAACCCCGCUGACUUUGAGAACGACGAAUAAUCGAAACCCAAAUAGCAAAUAGUUAUGUUAAAAUAAUUAAUAAAACUAGACCCACAGUUCAAGCGAGUUGUGUGUUUCGGUUGCAAUGCAGCGGAA